GAGAGCUGGGCGCCUCCCCGCCCCACUCCGGCGCCCGCCGGACUGGGCUCCUCCGCGGGCCUCGCUGCCCCUCCGCCCGUCCGACGGGAAGAAUUUCCAGACCCGCGGCUCCGGGAUGGGGCGGGCCCCACGACUACUGCUGCUGCUGCUGCUGCCGUGGCUCUUCGUCCCUGCACUCAGGAGAGGGGUUCUCGCUGAGGUGGGAGAAGAAACCACGCACACCCUGCCAUUCCCAGGAGGCCUGCCCGACCGCCUGCCAUCUUCCCUUCCUCUUGGCCGCGGGGCCUCCAUGGUGCUGUCACCAACCGGAAGCGCAGCCGCUCCCAGGGCGACCUCCGCCAGGUCCAAGCGCCAGCCACCUCUUGCGUUUAAUCACACGGUCGGCCACAUCGUGCUUUCUGAGCACAAGAACGUCAAGUUUAACUGCUCCAUCAGCGUGCCCAGCACACACCAGGACAUCCACGUUUCUUGGUGGAAAGACGGCAAGGAGCUCCUUGGGGCACAUCAUGCAGUCACUCACUUCUAUCCAGAUGAUGAAUUCACAGCAGUGAUAGCGUCCUUCAGCAUAACCAGCGUGCAGCGUCCAGACAAUGGGUCGUAUAUCUGUAAGACAAAAAUAAACGAUGAAGAGAUCGUGUCUGAGCCCAUCUACCUUGAGGUACAAGGGCUUCCUCACUUCACUCGGCAGCCUGAGAGCAUGAACGUCACCAGGAACACUGCCUUCAACCUCACCUGUCAGGCCGUGGGCCCGCCCGAACCCGUCAACAUUUUCUGGGUUCAAAACAGCAGCCGUGUUACCGAACAGCCUGAAAAGUCCCCCUCCGUGCUAACUGUUCCCGGUCUGACGGAGACAGCGGUCUUCAGCUGUGAGGCCCAUAAUGACAAGGGGCUGACUGUGUCCAAGGGCGUACAGGUCAACAUCAAAGCACUUCCCUCCCCACCAAUUGAAGUCAGCGUUCACAACCGGAGCUCACAUGGCAUCCUCAUCUCCUGGGUCCCGGGCUUUGAUGGCUAUUCCCCGCUCAGCAGUUGCAGCAUCCAGGUCCAGGAAGCUGAUCCGCUGAGUAAUGGCUCCAUCAUCACCUUUAACACCUCUGCUUCGCCACCUGUGUAUCAAAUCGAGCAGCUGCGUGCCCUGGAGAAUUACAGCGUUGGUGUCUCCUGCAGGAAUGAGGUCGGCUGGUCUGUGCUGAGCCCUUGGGUCCUGGCCAGCACAACCGAAGGAGCCCCAUCAGUCGCACCCUUGAACGUCACUGUGUUUCUGAAUGAAUCUAGUAACAAGGUGGAUGUCAGAUGGAUCAAGCCUCCAAUUGAGCGGCAGGACGGGGACCUGGUGGGGUUCCGGAUAUCUCACGUGUGGCAGAGUGCCGACGCUUCUAAAGAGCUGUCUGAAGAUGUCGGCCAGAACAGAAGCCACGCUCAGAUCCCCGUCCAUGUACACAAUGCCAAUUGCACAGUUAGGGUUGCGGCUGUCACCAAAGGAGGAGUGGGGCUUUUCAGUGCCCCGGUGAAAGUCUUCGUCCCUGCACGUGCUUGGGUAGAUUUUGCCCCCUCGUCGACCCCGGCACCUGGCAGCACAGACCCUGUGCUUAUUGUCCUUGGCUGCAUCUGUGGAUCUGUUCUGAUCGGGCUGGUGAUCUAUGUUUCUCUGGCCAUCAAAAAGAGACUCCAGGAGACACAGUUUGGAAAUGCCUUCACAGGGGAGGAAUUGGAACUAGUCGUCAACUACACAGCAAAGAAGUCCUUCUGUCGGCGAGCCAUCGAACUCACCUUACGCAGCUUGGGCGUCAGUGAGGAUCUGCAGAAUAAGCUGGAAGAUGUCGUGAUUGACAGGCACCUUCUAAGCCUUGGAAAAAUUCUGGGCGAAGGAGAGUUUGGGUCUGUCAUGGAAGGAAAUCUGAGUCAGCAAGACGGGACUGCUCAGAAAGUGGCCGUGAAGACCAUGAAGUUGGACAGCUUUUCCCAGCGAGAGAUCGAGGAGUUCCUCAGUGAGGCUGCAUGCAUGAAAGACUUCAGCCACCCGAAUGUCAUCCGACUCCUAGGUGUUUGUAUAGAGAUGGGCUCUCAGGGCUUGCCAAAGCCCAUGGUGAUUUUACCCUUCAUGAAAUACGGGGACCUGCAUACCUACCUACUCUACUCCCGACUAGACACAGGACCAAAGCACAUCCCUGUGCAGACGCUGGUGAAGUUCAUGCUGGACAUAGCCCAGGGGAUGGAGUAUCUGAGCAACAGGAAUUUCCUUCAUCGUGACUUAGCUGCUCGAAAUUGCAUGUUGCGAGAUGACAUGACCGUGUGUGUCGCAGACUUCGGUCUCUCCAAGAAGAUUUACAGCGGUGAUUACUACCGCCAGGGCCGUAUUGCGAAGAUGCCCGUGAAAUGGAUUGCCAUCGAGAGCCUCGCGGACCGUGUCUACACUAGUAAAAGUGACGUGUGGGCUUUCGGCGUGACCAUGUGGGAAAUAGCAACUCGGGGCAUGACGCCCUACCCCGGAGUCCAGAACCAUGAGAUAUACAACCACCUUCUCCACGGCCACAGGCUGAAGCCACCAGAGGACUGCCUAGACGAACUGUGUGAAAUAAUGCAGUCCUGUUGGAGGGCGGACCCCUUGGACCGGCCUCCCUUUUCCGUGCUGAGGCUGCAGCUAGAGAAGCUCUUGGAAAGUUUGCCUCAAGUGCAGGACAAGGCCGAUGUCAUUUACAUGAACACACAGCUUCCCGGGGGCUGUGAGGGCCCAGCAGACGGCCCCCCACCUGCACAGCCAGACACAGACGUGGACCCCAACCCCAGGUGUGCGUCCUGCACGCCCAGCGCUGCUGUCAGCGUGGUCACAGCCCAAGUUCAUGCAAGUUCACAGCACAAGGACAGAGCGCACGAGGGAAGGUACAUCCUGGACAGGGGCAGUGGGGACUGGGAAGACCUGGAGCCUGCCGCCCCAGUAACGGAGACAGAGGGGGAGAGCGGGCUCCUACCGGAGGACAGACAAGUGAGCACUGGGGUCUCCUGGUCCCAGUCCAGCACGCUGCCCUUGAGGGGCCCACCGCCAGACGAACUUUUGUUUGCGGACAACUCAGACGACUCAGAAGUCUUGGUGUGAUGAGAGCAAACAGAUGCCCACAAGCCAGGCUUGGGGCGUGCCCCAAGGUCCACGCCCGCUCCAACGUUCUGCGUUCUGUGUUCCUUAUCAAGUAAAUGCCCGAAAGCCCCAGAAGAGUGUUGUCCAGUCCGUCGUCAUUAAAAAUACAGAGUAUAUAUUUAUUUAAGGAGAAAAAAAUCUUUGUGUGUAUAUGAUGGGAAGAGACGUAAAUAUUAUAUUUUAAUGAAAGGCCUUAUUCCUUGUCACUUACCUUGCAGAUCCUAAACACUGGGCUCUAUCAUCCUGCUGUCUGCAGCUGCCCCUUGCUAUUAACAUAUGCACACAGUCGAAGCUGUUUUUUUCAGGUUCUUUUCUUUUUCCUGACUAUGAAAUCUAAAAAUAUCUAUGAAUUGAAAUGCCAUCUUUGAUUUUGCUUCUUCUAGUCUUCUGAAAAAAAAGAUACUCUUACAUGAAUCAAUUAUUGAUGAGUGACUCAUUUGAUAUUUAACGUUUUAUAACUAUUUCUUCCAUAUGACUUGCUAAUAAAAUUUGAAUGAGGAA
This is a messenger RNA of Hipposideros armiger (great roundleaf bat), 3634 nucleotides long. RefSeq names its product MER proto-oncogene, tyrosine kinase (gene MERTK). Gene Ontology annotation, cellular component: signaling receptor complex; plasma membrane. Lineage: Eukaryota; Metazoa; Chordata; Mammalia; Chiroptera; Hipposideridae. The transcript is spliced from 19 exons. Gene Ontology annotation, molecular function: ATP binding; protein binding; transmembrane receptor protein tyrosine kinase activity. The record is from RefSeq and is a predicted model, not a curated record. Bases 116 to 3094 code for a protein of 992 amino acids. Gene Ontology annotation, biological process: cell migration; cell surface receptor protein tyrosine kinase signaling pathway; multicellular organism development.